ACAAAAAAAAAAAAAAUAAGUAAAAUAAAAAAGGUGAAAAAAUCCAGUUUUCAAAUUCAUCUAAAUUUUUCGUACUAAGAAGUACGUACCAGCACAUAAGCACCCACAUAGACACACUGGAUGCAAAUGAGAAUCAUUAUGUCUAUACACAUCCGCUUCAAGUUGUUAUGGUAGAUCAGGCAAUACAAGCGGAUCACGCCGAUAUAGUUGCGAACGUUUUCGAACCACCUAAUCCAAAUGGAGAGAAUUCCACGAGUGAGCCGAAUGAGCAGCUCAAUGAGAAGGAGCCCGAGCCGGAACCAAAAGAGACGGAUGUGCAGAGCUAUGCUGGAACUGAGAGCAUAUCGAGCAUUAGCACUGGACGCGAACAUGGACUACUUCUUCCGCCCACAAAAGUUAACCAAGAGCACUUGCUGGAGUUCAAAGCGGGUCGCAUGAAUUUGAUCGACAAGCAGGUGAAGCCCGAUGUACGGCAUGGCAUGAUCUAUUUGCAUUUCGAUGCCAAUGAACAUUUACACUUCUGCUGGAAAGACCGUCAUGCGAAAUAUCCAGAGCUGGACAUUAUCACUGAGCCGGGCAAUCUCGAGUUUCUACAUGUCGAGUCCUGUAAAACCGGCCGCAUCUAUGUGCUCAAAUAUAAGAAUACGAUUGAUCGAUAUUUUUUCUGGAUGCAAGAUCCGCACCAUGAGCUCGACUCGAACAUCUGUUCGCGUGUCAAUGAUCUGCUUCAAUAUGGCAAGCCAAUGAACGAAAGUAGCUCGGACAGCUCUCGCCUCUAAUAGUUUUACAUACGGCCGAUACUUUUAGCUAAAUGAUACGAUUUUACAACACACACAUUUAUGUAAUUUGGUAUGUUUUAUAAUAAUGCCAGCUAAUGGCAUUUACAAACAUUUAUAUGGAAAUUUUCUGCGACAAAAGUUUGACAAACUUUCAAUAAACGGU
Molecule: messenger RNA, 942 nt
Organism: Drosophila arizonae
Lineage: Eukaryota; Metazoa; Arthropoda; Insecta; Diptera; Drosophilidae
Gene: Rpn13R
Product: Regulatory particle non-ATPase 13-related
Cellular component (GO): proteasome regulatory particle, lid subcomplex; nucleus; cytoplasm
Molecular function (GO): endopeptidase activator activity; proteasome binding
Source: RefSeq, a predicted model, not a curated record